AUGCAGCACGUGACAGAGAUAAGAUCAAAUCAUGGUUUAGGUGUCUCUCUGUCAAGCUCUCCAGAUGAAGAAAUGGAAGCCCAGGAUGGUCUAGAGGAGGUGGGGAAGGAGGAGGGACUUAGCCUAAGGACACAAAGUGGAAAAGGAGGCUAUACCAGAAUUCAGUCCCUCUCCUCUGAUCCUGCAUUCUCCAUGUGUGUUCUGGGGGAACAGCAGCACUGUGAGGAGGCCAAGGCUCUGGAUAUCCCCCACAUGGACACUGAGGCACUGGAGAAAAUCAACAAAAAUAAGGAGCUGGUCAAGAAACUGGCCAAAAACUAUGAUGCCUUUUUAGUGUCUGAGUCUCUGAUCAAGAAGAUCCCACAAAUCCUGGGCCCAGGCCUAAAUAAGGCUGGCAAGUUCCCUUUCUUGUUGACUCACAAUGAGAACAUGGUGGCCAAAGUUGAUGAAGUAAAGUCCACUAUCAAGUUCCAAAUGAAGAAGUUGCUAUGUCUGGCAGUGGCUGUUGGGCACUUGAAGAUGACAGAUGAGGAGCGUGUAUACAAUAGCCACUUAGCUAUCAACUUCUCAUUGUCAUUACUCAAGAAGAAAUGGCAAAGUGUCCAGGCUGUAUGCAUCAAGAGCACCAUCGGCAAGCCCCAGUACCUGUACUAA
This is a messenger RNA of Talpa occidentalis (Iberian mole), 654 nucleotides long. RefSeq names its product 60S ribosomal protein L10a-like. NCBI's taxonomy places the organism in Eukaryota, Metazoa, Chordata, Mammalia, Eulipotyphla, Talpidae. The record is from RefSeq and is a predicted model, not a curated record.